UGUUCUCACGCAUCAAAAUUCAUACUCUUUCUUUCUCAUAUAUUUUAAUCAGUUAGUAUAUGUGCCAUUCAUUCGUUCCCCAAACCAUGAUCAUCAAAUUAAAGAUGGUGCCUCAAGGAGGAAAGUUUCCUAUGAGCACAAUUUGUGUUCUCUUGUUCAUUGCCAUAUUCUAUGUGCAAAGACUUAGCUUCUUCUCUUCCACCACCACCUUCAAUAUUUUCAAUAAUUCCAAGCCUUGCCCAACAUUAAACAAUACCAAACAUGGAUCUGAUGGUGAUAAACUUACACAAAAGGAAGUAAUAAAUGUGACAUGGAUUAAUGACAUAUUUGAUUUAGAAGAGGAAGAGGAGGAGUGCAACUUUGCAAAUGGAAAAUGGGUGUUUAACAAUUCAAUAAAGCCUUUGUACACAGACAAAAGUUGUCCUUACAUAAGUAGACCUUUUUCAUGUGUCAAGAAUGGAAGGCUAGAUUCUCACUACAUCAAUUGGGAAUGGCAGCCACAACAUUGCACUUUACCACAAUUUGAUCCGAAGCUAGCUCUAAAAAAGCUUGAAGGAAAGAGGUUGCUGUUUGUAGGGGAUUCACUUCAACAAAACCAAUGGGAAUCUUUUAUUUGUAUGGUUGAAUGGAUCAUACCUGAAGACCAAAAAUCUAUGAAACGUAGAAAUGUUCAUUCAGUCUUCCAAGCCAAGGAAUACAAUGCCAGCAUAGAAUUCUAUUGGGCCCCAAUGCUUGUGGAAUCCAACACCGAGUUCUUUGUUGUGAGAGAUCCCCAAAAGAAGAUAGUGAAAGUUGAUUCAAUCAUGGAACGUGCCAAAAACUGGACUGGAGUGGACAUACUUGUCUUCAAUUCCUAUGUUUGGUGGAUGAACCCUCCUAUCAUUAAAACGCUAUGGGGUUCAUUUGGAAAUGGGGAAGAUGGGUAUGAAGAAUUGGAUGCAAAAAUUGCUUACAACUUAGGUUUGAGGACAUGGGCAAAUUGGAUUGACUCAACUAUAAAUCCAAACAAAACCAGGGUCUUCUUCACAACUAUGUCCCCUAUACACACAAGAAGCUCAGAUUGGGGCAAGAAGGAUGAUAUAAAGUGUUUCAAUGAGACAAAGCCAGUAACUAAGAAGAAUCAUUGGGGAAGUGGUUCAGAUAAGGGGAUGAUGAGUGUGGUGGCGAAGGUGGUGAAGAAGAUGAAAGUUGCAGUUACUUUUAUUAACAUAACACAAAUUUCAGAGUAUAGGAUUGAUGCUCAUUCCUCAGUUUACACUGAAACUUGGGGGAGAUUGUUGACUAAGGAGGAAAAAUCUAACCCACAAAAUGCAGACUGUGUACAUUGGUGUUUGCCUGGACUUCCAGAUACUUGGAAUAGAAUAUUUUUAACAAUGUUGUGAAAAAAAUAUCUAUCUAAAAAAUUUAACAAGUUAGAUUGUGAUAAUUAUUUUUUUU
This is a messenger RNA of Arachis duranensis, 1437 nucleotides long. Its product is annotated as protein trichome birefringence-like 3. The transcript has 6 exons. Gene Ontology annotation, cellular component: Golgi apparatus. The coding region runs from base 60 to 1382 and encodes 440 amino acids. Gene Ontology annotation, molecular function: O-acetyltransferase activity. The record is from RefSeq and is a predicted model, not a curated record. NCBI's taxonomy places the organism in Eukaryota, Viridiplantae, Streptophyta, Magnoliopsida, Fabales, Fabaceae.